Acanthochromis polyacanthus (spiny chromis) is the source of this 3595-nucleotide messenger RNA. Its product is annotated as serine/threonine-protein phosphatase with EF-hands 2-like. Gene Ontology annotation, cellular component: cytosol; nucleus. Gene Ontology annotation, molecular function: Hsp90 protein binding; iron ion binding; calcium ion binding. The coding region runs from base 916 to 3297 and encodes 793 amino acids. The record is from RefSeq and is a predicted model, not a curated record. The transcript has 16 exons. Gene Ontology annotation, biological process: detection of stimulus involved in sensory perception; negative regulation of MAPK cascade. Lineage: Eukaryota; Metazoa; Chordata; Actinopteri; Pomacentridae.
UCAGUUACAAAAUUAAAAUUAGAGUCCAAAAGGAGAAAAAAAGAAAAGUGUGCAGACAAGUCAGUGGUGAGUUGUUCCUGGAAAUAGAGAAAGAGUAUGGACGCUAACAUUCAUCAUAUGAGUCACCGUGAUGACACACUGAAGGUCCUGAGCUGAGACCAACACAACCUCCUUUCAAAACACUCGCUGCCCUUUAUCAGAGCCGCCAUGUGUUUAUUCAGCGUAGAUGCCAGCGGUAGUAAGGUUUAAUCCUAAUCCACUUGCAUCUUGUUUUGAUUAGGUGAUCACUGUCCGAGACACUCAGCUCUGAUGUUCGCAGCCUUUAGCUGGUGUGUUUCUGCUGAUGGCUAGAAGCGUAAAAACAACAUGACAGUCACCGUGUUGCUGUGCCUCUGGAAUGGAAAAGUCUAAGAGAUAACGCAUACUCAACUUUUGCUUCUGCUGGAGUGUUUAUAAUGACAAGGUUUCUUUAAAAGUGCUGAAGAAGUGAGGGGAAGUAAUGAAAGAAAGGUGACGUGGCCAGGUAAGCUUCCUUUAGGCUGGGUUGGUGCUUUGUUUUGGCUCUGGAAUGUUCUGAUUUACAACUGUCCAGGGAACAUGUACGUUUCAGACAUUAAAUGAAAUGCCAAAGUGCUUAUUCUAAUUACAGUUUCACAAUUAUGCUGUAAAGUGUAAUAUAUUUUUCCAAAUUAUUUGUUCAUGUUGCUGUUGGUCUUGUUUUCAUGAAGAUCUCGUGUCUAGUGUGCAGUGAAACAGACAAAAGAACAGUGUGACAGUGUGUAAUAAUAGGAAAUUGUGUUAUUUUGUAUAUAGAGAUCUAUUAUUGCCCUACGCCCAGGUUGCAAAGCACAAGGUCAGAUAUCUCAGAUCUCAUGAAAGUAUCUUUGUCUCUGACAGUGAAAACAGCAAAGGGUCAUGGGAUGUGGCAUGGGAAAAUCAGAACUACAGCUGAAGAAAUGUGACAGAGGUGCACCAUUUAUCAAAAUGAUAAGAAAUGCUUUAUUUUUAUAUUACAACACACUAACAUCAGUGUCUUUUAUGUCAUUUUCAGGGAGCAUCUCAGCCCCAGGUAAUUUUAAUUUAUUCUACCACAUUUUCCUGUUAAAACUUGAGCUUCAAUCUGAAUGUGAAAAUACUCUCAACAGGUGCUUGUUCACGUUUGCAAUCUCAACCAAAAUGUCAAGCACACUUUUUACUUCUUCAGCAAUCAGAGCAGCUCUGUUGAUCCAGCGCUGGUACCGGCAGUAUGUCGCUCGGCUGGAGAUGAGACGCAGGUGCACGUGGAACAUCUUCCAGUCGAUUGAAUAUGCGGGAGAACAAGAUCAGAUCAAGCUGUACAAUUUCUUUGGCUUCUUGAUGGACCACUUCACUCCAGCCAGCAGUGAAAGAAACCUAAUAUCUCACAUCUUUCGUGAGAAUGAAAUCUGCCGUGACAUUGAAUGGGAAAGAUAUUUUUGCUACAAGAGCAUUGAGGUACCUGAAAGCUACACCGGCCCCCAUCUGACCUUCCCCAUGACCUUCUGCGGCGUGUCAAAGCUCGUGGAGGCUUUCAAGCACAAACAACAGCUCCAUGCUCGAUAUGUGCUGCAGAUUCUAGGAGAGACCUGGAGACUUCUAAGGAUUCUUCCAAACAUCAAUUAUGUCUCCGUCUGCCAUAACCAGGAAAUUACAAUAUGUGGAGACUUACACGGGCACCUUGAGGAUCUGCUGUUGAUAUUCUACAAGAAUGGUUUGCCGUCUUCUGAGAAGCCGUACGUCUUCAAUGGUGACUUUGUGGAUCGUGGUAAGAACUCCCUGGAGAUUCUUCUCAUCCUGUUCGGGUUCCUGCUGGUCUACCCCAACGAUGUUCACCUGAACAGAGGGAACCACGAGGACCACAUUGUUAACCUGAGAUAUGGCUUCACUAAAGAAGUUUUGGGAAAAUACAGGGUGCAUGGCAAGAAGAUCCUAAAACUUCUCCAAAAGAUCUUCAGCUGGCUACCUCUGGCCACAGUGAUCGACCACAAGGUGUUGAUUGUUCAUGGAGGGAUCUCUGACAUGACAGACCUUAAUGUCAUAGAAAGAGUGGACAGACACAGAUAUGUGUCAGCCCUCAGGCCUACUAAGAUGAGCCAACAAGUCGUCAAUGGCAGCAAGAGUCAGAACAGCAGGAACGGAGAGGCUGGCGGACCAGUGGAAGGUCGGCGUCGAGUGUAUUCUCUGACUCACCACAGCCCAGCCUCGGCUCAGAGACACAAUCCCCCACGGCGCUCCCUCCACAACCUGCCUAUCAGCAAUCAGCUGAGCUGGUCACUGGAAGAUGAGCUGAAGAGGAGACGCAGGUUGGCUGGGUUUGAUCAGUCCUACGGAGAAAUGAAUAAGUCAGAGUCUGACUCAGACUCAGAGCCUGCAGGAACAGAAACAGAUGAGCAAGAAUGGAAACAAAUAGUAGACCUGUUAUGGAGUGACCCAAUGCCUCAAAAUGGCUGCAUCCCCAAUGAGGUGCGAGGUGGAGGCUGCUACUGGGGACCAGAUAUCACUGAGGAGGUGCUGGAAAGACACAACCUGCAGCUCCUCAUCCGAUCCCAUGAGUGCAAACAGGAUGGCUAUGAGUUCUGCCACAACCGCAGGGUGCUGACUAUAUUUUCAGCAUCUAACUACUAUGAGGUUGGCAGCAAUAGAGGAGCCUACAUCAGAAUGGGCCCUGAUCUGGUCCCUCACUUCAUCCAGUAUCAGGCCAGCAGGACGAGCAGGGAGCUCACCCUGACACAAAGUGUCGGGUGGACAGAAAGAUCAGCUCUACGAGCUCUGAGAGAACAACUGUUUGUACACAAAUCAGAUCUCAUCAGUGCCUUCCAGGAGUUUGAUCCCAACAACACAGGGAUGAUCUCUCUCAGGCACUGGGCCAGUGCCACAGAGACUGUACUGAAUCUGGGUCUGCCUUGGAGGGUGCUGCGUCCUCAGCUAGUUAACAGCACAAAGUACGGCAUGGUGGACUACCAGCAGUGGAUAAGGGAGCUCUCCAUCACUGAGCCCAAACUAGAGAUUUCUGACACAAGUAUCCUAGAGACUAUGUACAAAAACCACUCCAACCUGGAAACCAUCUUCCGAAUCAUAGACACAGAUCACUCAGGUUCGAUCUCUUUCGAGGAAUUUCGUCAGACCUGGAAGCUCCUGAGCUCUCAUCUCAAGACAGAGAUCAGUGAUGAGGCCAUCGCAGACCUGGCCCAGAGCAUCGACUUCAACAAGGACGGCAGCAUCGAUAUCAACGAGUUCAUGGAGGCUUUCCGACUGGUGGACCUCUCUGCACAUACCUGAGAGACUGGACCAAGAGCUGUAGCUGCACCAUUUUAGAUUUUCCUGAUGAUCUGCAUCAUAGAAAACACAAAGAACCAUCUUGGGUGGACUUCAUCACUUGUAAACACAUUUGAGGAAGUUUGAAUGGUUACUAGCACUUCAUCACAUGACAUGGGCAGGUUAACUGAAAGCAUUACUUAUCCAGAUGCACCAUAGAUGUUGUCUAUCUCUUAGGGUGUGUUUUUUUAGCUUUUUUAUUAAUCCUCUAUAUCUUUUGUAUUAUCAAUUUAGUUGGUGAAUAAAAACUUUUAUGCUCAGU